Messenger RNA from Babjeviella inositovora NRRL Y-12698, 1191 nucleotides. RefSeq lists its product as uncharacterized. The record is from RefSeq and is a predicted model, not a curated record. Gene Ontology annotation, biological process: rRNA methylation. Gene Ontology annotation, molecular function: RNA binding; RNA methyltransferase activity. The annotation marks the transcript as partial. Lineage: Eukaryota; Fungi; Ascomycota; Pichiomycetes; Serinales. The transcript has 2 exons. Gene Ontology annotation, cellular component: mitochondrion.
UUUGAGAACAACUUUCCGGUGACCAAGCGUGUUAAGGCAUGGGAAAGAGACGGCGCAACCACCAAGGAGCAGAAGGAUGAGUGGUUCCGCAGCAAGUACAAUUAUAUCAACUCGCCAAAGAAGCAGUACCGCGACGCGAACCCGGACAACUUCAAGCAGUUCGCGGUUCAGCGCAAGGAGCGUGCGGCGCAGUCCUACGGCGCGCGCAUGCAAGAAGAGAACAAGGAAAGGCGACACAACCGUGCACGUGGCUCACGCGACCCUGUCUCGCGCUUGCAGUCAUCGCCGUUGUGCGACUACAUCUAUGGGACCCAGCCGGUGCUCGCGGCAUUGAAGGCGAACCAGCGCGGAUAUCUCUCAAAGCUUUUCAUUUACAAGCCGCAAGACGACAGCUCCGUUGCUAUCAUGAAGCUUGCGCGUUCACUCGAGGUAGAAGUGGAAAUGGUGAACUCAAAACAUGACCUCAACAUGUUGACCAACCAUGCGGUGCACAACGGCUACGUGUUGGAGGCCAAGAAGUUGCAGCCGCCCGAGAUCUUAAAACUUGGGCCGGCUGACGGCGAGACUGGGCUCUUCAGCGCAGCCGUGGUAAGAACACGCGAGUCGUUUUACAACGCCCCAGCGCAGGUCACCGCGACCGAAGACACUACACAAAACGAAGAAAAGGGUGGCAUGUUCCCCUUGGGCUUGUACUUGGAUGAGAUUUCCGACCCCCACAAUAUCGGUGCCAUUAUCCGGUCCGCAUACUUUCUUGGGGUUGAUUUCAUCGUCAUGUCAGGUAAGAAUUGCGCAUCCUUGACACCGGCAGUCGGCAAGUCCUCCGCCGGUGCCCUCGAGUUCAUGAAGAUAUACGUCUCGAACAAGCCGAUGCAGUUCUUUACCGACUCCGCCAGCCAGGGUUGGACCUUUAUCUCCGCCACCACGCCCGAGUUGGCCAAGGAGGACCAGAAAAAGUACCGCGACAAGAACCCGUUGACCGCCAAGAUGCUUCCGCUCAAUGGCUUGCGUGAGGUCUUGGAAAACACACCCGUAAUGUUGGUCUUAGGGUCCGAGGGUACCGGGAUUCGCACCAACUUGAAGCUCAAGAGUGACUUUAUCGUGCAGAUUGACAGCUUGCGAGCCGGCGCUGCCAAAGAGGCGAAUGUUGAUUCUUUGAAUGUGUCCGUUGCCGCGUCUUUGUUGAUGAGUAAG